This is a messenger RNA of Dunckerocampus dactyliophorus (ringed pipefish), 7438 nucleotides long. RefSeq names its product E3 SUMO-protein ligase PIAS1-like. Gene Ontology annotation, biological process: protein sumoylation; regulation of transcription by RNA polymerase II. The transcript is spliced from 13 exons. Lineage: Eukaryota; Metazoa; Chordata; Actinopteri; Syngnathiformes; Syngnathidae. Bases 1834 to 3966 code for a protein of 710 amino acids. Gene Ontology annotation, molecular function: SUMO ligase activity; transcription coregulator activity; zinc ion binding. The record is from RefSeq and is a predicted model, not a curated record.
CUCUGCUCAUCAGGAGUUUGGGUGUCAAAGCGGGCAUAGAACUCGUUCAGCUCAUCUGGAAGUGUGGUAUGGCUGGACGUGGCUACGCUACUGCUGUCGAUAGUCUGUGAUGUGCUGGAGCCCCGCCCACAUGCGCCGAGGGUCUGAGGUGGAAUAGUAGCCCUCCAGCUUCUGUCUGUACUGUCUUUUGGCCUCCCGUAUGGACCUCCUCAGGUCAUAUCUGGCCUUUUUGUAGUCAUCAGCGGUGCCCAUGACAAAUGCAGUCGAACGAGCACGUAGCUUAGCCCUUACAUCACAGUUCAUCCACUGUUUUUGGUUAGGGUAUUUUCUGUAAUACUUGCUGGUGGUAACAGUCUCUAUACAUGUGCUAAUGUAGCCAGUAACAGCAGAAGCAUAUUCAUCCAAAUCAACAGUACAAUCUUCCCUCCCCGCUGCAGUUUUAAACACAUCCCAGUUUGUGCAGCCAAAGCAGUCCUGAAGUACUUGAUCAGUUUCUUCAUUCCACACUUUAACUGCUGUACGUACAGGGGGAGCUUUUUUAAGAAGUUGUCUGUAUGUUGGAUAAAGGAAUAUAGAGAUGUGGUCAGCCUUACCAAAGUGGGGUCUUGGAACAGCCUUCAAAGCACCUUUCAUGUUGCAGUAGACUUGGUCCAGGAUGUUAUUUUCCCUUGUGGGAAAGCUCACAUGCUGGUAAUAUUUGGGGAGGACAGUCCUGAGGUUACAGUGGUUGAAAUCGCCAGAUAUAAUGAAUACAGCGUCUGGGUGUUUGGUCUCGUGUUUAUCAAUGAUGUCAUGCAGGAGGCCUAGUGCAUUAGCAGUGUUAGCUCGUGGUGGGAUGUAAACAGCAGUUAAAUACACAGCGCUAAACUCACGAGGUAAAUAAAAAGGUCUGCAUUUCACCAUCAGCAGCUCAAUGUCCUGCGAGCAGUGCUUUUCCAUCGUCUGUACGUCUGUGCACCACCGUUUGUUUACGUAAACACAGACGCCGCCACCUCUGUGUUUACCAGACGCUAAAGUCCGAUCUCCCCGGUAAGCAGCAAAUGAUUCCAACUGGAUCGCCGAGUCCGGUAUAUCCUCCGUCAGCCAGGUUUCUGUGAAGGUGAGGACACAGCAUUCCCUGAUCUCACGUUGAGCUGUAAUCCUUGCUCGUAGUUCGUCCAUCUUGUUUUCAAGAGAGCGGACGUUGGCUAGCAGCAGGCUUGGUAGCGGUGGCCUCGUCGCUCUAGCUUUUAGCCUAGCAUGCAGGCCGGCUCGCUUGCCUCGUUUACGCCUCGGAUGCUUUGCUCGCCGGGUAUUCAGCUCACCAGGCCCGCAGGCUGCUGCGUUCUCUCGGCGCAGAAGAAAGGCAAAGUCUGAGAGGCUAAAUGAAAGUUCAUGGUGAACCCUGCCGAUGUUCAAAAGUGUCUCUCUGUUGUAAUGUACUGCGUGAGUGUGUUGAAUGUCCAAAAUGAACAAUAAAAUAGCAAAAAAUAGAAAAACCCGGGAGAGUGUCACAGAGACGUCUGCCACGGAGGGCGCCAUCUUUGAUUCUAUGUGCCAUGUAGCCUGAUGUUUCCAAAAGUUGAGUUGACCUGGUUUAUCCUGGUGAGCAUGUUGCAAGAGAUGAUGUGACAAUGACACACGGUUAGGCCUGCCGCGAUAAUCAAUAAAUCAAUGAGCCGCACUAUAAAUAAAAACAAACUUGAUAAUUGUUCUGGCCUUGAUGUUGAUGAUGAUGAUCAACAUGUGCAUGCGUGUUUGUUGUCCUCCUCUCUCUCUACCAAACAGGCUGAAUGACAAGAGGGUUCACUCUGCACCUGUCUCACCCCCUGGGAGCGUUGGUUCUAUCGCGGAAUGAACGGACAAAUGGUGAUGAGCCUACGGGUGUCGGAGCUGCAGGUGCUGCUGGGGUACGCUGGGCGCAACAAACACGGACGUAAGCAUGAGCUGCUAACCAAGGCGUUACAUCUGAUAAAAGUGGGCUGCAGCCCCGCCGUGCACAUGAAGAUCAAAGAGCUGUACCGCCGACGCUUCCCUGCAAAAAUGUUGUCUCACUCUGAGCUCUCCCUGCCCGGGCCGCAUCACCCAGCCUCCGCAGGGGUGGUUGGAGGAGGCGGAGCUGCGUUACCCGCCGGCCUGACACAGCUGGCGUACGAGGGUCAUGCGGGUCACAGCGGAGCCCCGUCACCUGCUGCCUUACUGCCCCUCUCUCUGCUCGGCCCUGGAAAACACGAGCUGACCGGCUUGACGCACCACCUCUCCGCCACGGGUCUGCUGCACCCCGUUCACCCAGAUGUGAAGCUCCAGAGGUUGCCAUUUUAUGACAUGUUGGAUGAACUCAUCAAACCAACCAGUCUAGCUUCAGACAACAGCCAGAGAUUUCAGGAGACGUGUUUUGCCUUUGCAUUAACGCCACAGCAAGUCCAGCAGAUCAGCAGUUCAAUGGACAUCUCGGGGACCAAAUGUGAUUUCUCAGUUCAAGUCCAAUUGCGGUUUUGCCUGUCAGAGACGAGCUGUCCUCAGGAAGAUCAUUUCCCACCCAGUUUGUGUGUGAAAGUUAAUGGCAAGCCAUGUAACCUGCCGGGUUAUCUUCCUCCAACCAAAAACGGUGUUGAGCCCAAACGGCCCAGCCGGCCCAUCAACAUUACCUCACUGGUCAGAUUGUCCACCACAGUUCCUAAUACCAUCGUGGUGUCCUGGGCCGCUGAGAUUGGAAGGAAUUACUCCAUGGCAGUGUACUUGGUGAAGCAGCAGUCAUCCACAGUGCUCUUACAGAGGCUACGGGCCAAAGGCAUCAGGAACCCAGACCACUCCAGAGCACUCAUCAAAGAGAAGCUAACAGCAGACCCAGACAGUGAAAUAGCCACAACUAGCCUUCGUGUGUCGUUGCUCUGCCCGCUUGGGAAGAUGCGGCUGAUGAUUCCAUGCCGGGCGCUGACAUGCUCCCACCUGCAGUGCUUUGACGCCACACUGUAUAUCCAAAUGAAUGAGAAGAAGCCCACCUGGGUGUGUCCUGUUUGUGACAAGAAGGCCCCCUAUGAACACCUCAUCAUCGACGGGCUUUUUGUGGAGAUCCUGAACAGCUGUAUGGAUUGCGAUGAGAUCCAGUUCAAGGAAGAUGGCAACUGGGCCCCCAUGAGGGCAAAAAAAGAAGUGCAAGAAGUCUCCUCUGCCUCGUUAAACAGCAGCCUGAAUGGUCCUUCGUGUCCGACGUCUGUGAGCUCCGACCAGCAGAACUACUUGUCUGCUAACCACAGCGACAUCAGCAACGGCAAGAAAACAGCAGUGAUAGACUUGACGUUAGACAGCUCCUCAGAAGACGAAGGACAGGACACUCCGUCGCCGCAGUCGCCCCAGCCGCACCAGCCGCCCCAGCCUCCAUUGCCUCCUCCAGCCAAACGAGCCUGUCCCUCCAUGUCCCCCACGUCGUCGCCCGUCCUCAACAAAGGUGUGUUGAACCUGCACCACCAGGCCUCUCCAGUGAGUCGUGCUCCCAGCAUGCCAGCUGUGGACACCAGCUACAUGCCUCCUGUGCCCCCACUCAUCCAGGACUAUAGACCUUACUACCACACCCCCAGCGACCUGCCGGAUUUGAACUUCUUCUCUUUCCUGCAAGGUGACAAUCAUCAGCAUUACAACAUGGUCAUGGCGGCAGCGGCGGCCGCCUCCACCUCAGACGACCACGAGCUGCUCCUCAACCGCUUCCUACCUUACGGCACCUCCGGCUCCUCAGCCUCGUCCCAGCUGUUCCUGGAGCAGUCGGGAGCCUCUUCAGCGUCUUCACUGACUGUCCCAACAAACGGGGCAAGCAACUCAGUCAGUAGCAGUAGCAGCAACCUCAUGUCAUCCGGCAGCCUCCGCGACGCACACUCCUUAUCCUCGCACACCCCACACUCACACACCGGGGUGCUGGCCGCUCGGGGUAACGCAGAGGCCGCGGUGGCAGCUAUUUAUGGAGGAAUACCUGACAUUAUUUCACUGGACUGACUGCCCGUCCGGCCAGGAGACAAAGUAUUUGGCUGCAGGGUAAAGAACCGACUCAGAAAUUUGCCGAGUUGUAGUGCAAGACGCACUGGGGGGACGAGCACCGUGGAGUCUUUCCUCACUGGACGCACCUGACAGCAGCAGUCUGGUCUCCAACACUCGGACGGGUCAGCUGAGCACAUUGUUGGAGACUUCAUCAGCACCUCUGCUGAGCUGUAGUGCUACCAACACGGCACAAACAGCGAGAACACAGAAGAGGAAAGCUCUUUUUUAUUUUAUUAUGAACACCAGGAGAGGCGGCGUGUAGAGAGAACAAAAUCUAUUUUCUUCUUUUACUUUUGUAUGUUCCAUCGGGGACACGUCCAGGCUGCUCAGCUGCUUCCAUUGCUGUUUUGUGACCACAUCACAAUGCCGCCCGCCCCCCCACAGCCCCCACCCCCGCCGUGUACGGCUCCAUUCACCUUCUUGUCUGAUGAAAUUCCACAUCAAUCUCCGCUCAUUUCCUGCUUCCUUCUACAGUUGUUGUUGCUUGAACGCAAUAUGCAUUCCGUUCCAUGUUACCAUGGGGAGGGGUCACUUUCACUUCUUCUCAAGACUCUGUCAAUAUACAGGAUAGCAUUUACACACUUUUGGAUCUUCACACUAUUUAUAUUUGUAAAUUAAGAGCUGGAAGGAUUUUUUUAUUUUUUAUUUUUUUUGCUCAAUGCCAAAAAUAACAAGGUACCUUGACGAUGAUCGGAGUGCAGUUGAAUCGGAGCGACAUGAAAAGGACGUGUUUUCCCCCACACACUUUAAUUACUCACAAAAGUGUGGAAUAUUUGACUUUCUGGAUGUGCUGUGAGCUUUACAAGUCAACUUCAUUUCACCUUUCGAAUGCACGUGUCCAACUCUUAAAGGAAAAGUGCACUUUUUUCUGGAAUUUUGCCCAUCAGCCACAAUUCUUAUGUGUGACACAAACACACAUCUUCCUCUUUUCUGUGCGUUCUAAAAAUAUAAAAAGAGGUAGCUGAGAAUGCACGUAAUGGGACGCCCAAUUUACAUGAGUGACCUGGAUAUGAACUCAUUCAAUCCCAGCCAAUUUUCAAAAGAGAACCGCUUUUGGCUGAUCUUUCAAGGCACACAGAAUAUUGUGUUCUAUGGCUGUAUAAACAUGGAACCUACCAAAAGAAAGACUAGACUCCCGUCUUUCAUCGGAAAAGAAAAGUUUGUUUCUACCUUUUUCCAUUCUUUAGUAAUCAGCAGUAGAACAUAGGUCAGUUUCAGGAAAAUAUUAGUUCCCCGACUAGAAAAGGGAGAUUUUUGGCCAGCAUGACUUUCACUUUGACGCCAAUAUUUUUAAAACUUUGUUAAUAGUAGGGUUUCUAGGCGGGAGGUGUUUUUAUUGUUAGCUGUUUUUAUAUCUUUAGAACUCAGAAAAGAGAAAGACGUGUGUUCAUGUCUGGCAUAACGAUUGUGGAUGAGGGGAAAUUUUUUUUUAAGUACACUUUUCCUUUAAAUGUUUCAGUACUUUUUGCUCAGCUUGCUGUUCUGUGACUCUCUAAGCUCAGUGGCCACUUCCCUCUGAGAACAUCCUGUUUGAAGCCUGGUAGUGGUGAGGUACUUUGAUGUCCUCAUGGUGUGAAAAUGUGACCAGCAUGAUGAAGAGGACUGUUUGAAUACCAAUUCUAAUUCAAGCAGGACAUUUGUUGCUCCAUUCAUUGAUCACACACCUUUUAGAAGGCAAGUUGUACAAAAAGUACGGAACCAUCCAACAGUUGAACAUGUGCUUUCACAAUUCAUGAAGUUCACCCGUAAAGGUUAUUUUAACUUCAUCCUGAAAGCCGAAUAUCCCUCACUAGGGGUGUCACAAGAUCUCGCGAUAUUAAAACGUGACAGGAUUUCGCAUUCAGGAAAAAAAUGUCUUGUGGGCGCUCGGCCCAGGACAAUAAUAAAUAAAUUCAUCACACAAUAAAUGAAAAUGAACUGGAUCAUUUUUCCUGCCUCAAUAUAUUGCCAUGUGCAUGCGUGUCUGUUUUCCUCGUCUCCCGCCUCCAAACAGGCAGGAUGGGAGUUCACUCUGUGCAUUGGUUUCAGCACCCGGACACCCUUUCGUCAGUCGUACAGACUCUUUGUCUCGGUGGGUGAACGUGGGGCAGCCAUUUACUUUUUUAUCAUUGUAAGUUUCAGUGUUAAAAUUUCGUCUCGUUCGACCCAAUCUCAUUCACCGCCUCGUCUCGUGACACCCCUUGCCCUCACGUUUUGUGGGUUGCAAGUUGAAAUUGCAGCCCGUCUCAAACUUUCAACCAGUGCCCGUUUGUGUGAAUGUUUCACACCACGUUUCUUCAAACGCUCACGAACAUUUGGAAACAUUAGCUGUUUCUAUGUUGCAGCAUUUAUGAAGGGUGGACUAAAAUUAAAAGGGGGGAGACAUCAGCUGAGAAUGCACUGCAAGAUGAAAUUAAGAUCAAAUUUGUUUAUUUUUAACUAGCCAGUCACUUUCUGUGUUUAACAAUUGGCUUUGCAAAAAAAUAUAUAUUGACUUAAAAUACGCAAAACCUUCCUUUUUGAUUGGAAGAUGGUUAUUCUUGUGAUGGUGAUGCUUAUUUUAGGUAAUAUAUCUCAUAUUUUGGUACAAAAUUGGAAAAUAUGUUGUAAUGCCGGAUAUUUAAAUGUCUUGUCUGUUUAAAAAUACAGUGGAACCUUGGUUAACAUCCGCCCCAGUUAACAACCAACCAUCCAUCCAUCCAUCCAUCCAUCCAUCUUCUAUGCCGCUUAUCCUCACGAGGGUAGGGGGUAUGCUGGAGCCUAUCCCAGCCGACUUCAGGCGAGAGGCGGGGUACACCCUGGACUGGUUGGCAGUUAACGUGUUUUUCAGUUAACGGUGAAAAUUUACACCACAGUUUUGCCUCGGCUUGCGUUCAUUCUCUGGUUAGUGUACAACAUGGCGCGUCUGGUUGUGUUAUUAAUACACUGCGUGUAAUACACUUCCUUGUUAGCAAUGAUGACGUCUAUGAUGUCAUCAGGGACCGACUGAUAAAUGUUCACACAAAACACCUUUUAAUAUGCAUAAAACAAUUGUAAAUGCAUACCAAUGAUGGAUGGACAGAAAAAGGAACAUUUGAGGUUACUUUUACCUUCAUGGAAGACGUGACUGUUCCCAAAGACGCCAUGUGGCAGCGAGAUCAUCAACCACCACUGCCUUCCUGUUUUCGAUCGUCAACAAUUUUCUCCUUUUCAUUCAUCAUUUAUUUAUUUAUUUAUUUCUAUACAUUUCACACAUUGUUUUCUGCAUGUCUAACUAUACUUGUAAAACUAUAAAAACAUGUUUUGUGUUUACAUUUUUGGCUUUCUGGAACGGAUUCAUUGGAUUCACAUUAUUCCUUAUGGGAAAACGUUUGGUUAGCAUCCGUUUUGGUUAGAGUCGGCCCUUCUGGAAGGGUUAAAUAAUGCUAGCCAAGUUUCCACUAUUUAUGCAAAAAAAAAAAAAAAAGAGAUA